GUCCGGGGAGAGGCGGGCGGAGACAUGGAGAUCCAGGCAUGCCUCUGUCUCCUAACACAGUAACCCAAUCACUGCGUACAGACAUCAACUGAACUGCUAGUCUUCGAGCGAUGAAGCAAAGUGAGUCUAUUAUUCUGUAAGCAGAACGAGAAGAAGAAGAAGAAGAAGAAGAAGAAGAGGAGGAGGAAGAGGAGGAGGCCGCUGACAGAUCACGGACUGAUGGCUCCAGAGUGACAUGCCAUGGCUUUAAUGAUCCCCCCGGUGAAGCUCAAAUGGCUGGAGCACCUGAACAGCUCAUGGAUCACGGAGGACAGCGAGUCCAUAGCCACGCGGGAGGGAGUGUCCGUGCUCUACUCCAAGCUGCUGGCCAACAAAGAGGCGGUGCUGCUGCCCCAGCAGGUUCUGUGUCUGAAGGGCCCCCAGCUCCCUGACUUUGAGCGAGAAUCCCUCUCCAGCGAUGAGCAGGAGCACUACCUGGACGCUCUGCUCAGCAGCCAGCUGGCCCUGGCCAAGAUGGUCUGCUCCGACUCUCCCUUUGCUGCGGCGCUGCGCAAACGUGUGCUGGUGCUCCAGAGAAUCUUUUACGCACUGUCCAACAAAUACCACGACAAAGGGAAGGUCAAGCAGCAGCAGCACUCUCCGGAGAACAACUCGGGCUCCACAGACCUGCACUCUGUCAGCGAGCGGCCGCGCUCCAGCACCGACGCCCUCAUUGAGAUGGGGGUCCGAACGGGUCUAAGCCUUCUGUUUGCUCUGCUGCGCCAAAGCUGGAUGAUGCCCCCUCCCCCUGGUCCUGGUGGAGGUCCUGGGGGCAACAUUAACUUGUGUAAUGAUGUCAUUCACACAGCCAUCGAUGUGGUCAGCUCCCUGCCCCCCCUCUCUCUGGCCAACGAGAGCAAGAUCCCCCCGAUGGGUCUGGACUGCCUGGCCCAGGUCACCACUUUCCUGAAGGGGGUGACCAUGCCAAACUCUGGGGCGGAUAUUUUAGGGCGGCGGCUGGCCUCGGAGCUGCUGCUGGGGCUGGCCUCUCAGAGGGGAUCCCUGAGGUACCUGCUGGAGUGGAUUGAGAUGGCUUUGGCUGCUUCUGCGGUGGUCAGCACUAUGGAGGAGAACAAGGUGCUUCAGAGCCAGGAGGGGCUCAUCGGAUACGACUGCUUCAUGAACAUCCUCAUGCAGAUGAGACGCUCCUUGGGCUCCUCAGCAGAUCGCAGCCAGUGGAGAGAACCAACACGCACCUCUGAUGGCCUCUGCUCUUUAUACGAGGCAGCACUCUGUCUUUUUGAAGAGGUCUGUCGGAUGGCAUCGGACUACUCUCGCACGUGUGUGAGUCCGGACAGCAUCCAGACCGGAGAGGCCCCUGUGGUGUCAGAGACCUGUGAGGUGUAUGUGUGGGGCAGUAACAGCAGCCAUCAGCUGGUGGAGGGAACACAAGAGAAGAUCCUGCAGCCAAAGUUAGCCGCCAGCUUCGCUGAUGCACAGACGAUUGAAGCAGGUCAGUACUGCACUUUCGUGAUCUCCUCUGACGGAUCCGUUCGGGCCUGCGGGAAGGGAAGCUACGGCCGCCUGGGGCUCGGGGACUCCAACAACCAAUCGACCCUGAAGAAGCUGACCUUCGAACCCCACCGCGCCAUCAAGAAGGUGUCGUCGUCCAAAGGCUCGGACGGACACACGCUGGCCUUCACGACGGAGGGUGAGGUGUUCAGCUGGGGGGACGGUGAUUAUGGCAAACUGGGUCACGGGAACAGCUCCACUCAGAAAUACCCUAAACUUAUCCAGGGGCCACUGCAGGGGAAGGUGGUGGUGUGUGUGUCUGCUGGAUACAGGCACAGCGCUGCAGUCAGCGAGGACGGGGAGCUGUACACAUGGGGAGAAGGAGAUUUUGGAAGAUUAGGUCACGGUGACAGCAACAGCAGAAACAUUCCUACUCUGGUCAAAGACAUCAGUAAUGUGGGCGAGGUGUCGUGUGGGAGCUCUCAUACCAUCGCUCUGUCAAAGGACGGACGCACUGUGUGGUCGUUCGGAGGCGGGGACAACGGGAAACUGGGUCAUGGUGAUACUAAUCGAGUCUACAAGCCAAAGGUAGUGGAGGCCCUGCAGGGCAUGUUCAUCAGGAAAGUGUGUGCAGGAAGCCAAUCAUCUCUCGCCUUAACCUCGACAGGACAGGUGUUUGCUUGGGGCUGCGGUGCUUGUCUGGGGUGUGGCUCCUCUGAAGCCACGGCGCUCAGACCCAAACUCAUCGAGGAACUCGCGACGACCCGGGUGGUGGACAUCUCCAUAGGGGACAGUCACUGCCUGGCCUUAUCGCACGACAAUGAAGUCUACGCAUGGGGCAACAACUCCAUGGGGCAGUGCGGCCAGGGGAACUCCACCGGGCCGAUCACGAAGCCCAAGAAGGUCGUGGGCCUGGACGGAGUGGCUAUUCAGCAGAUCUCAGCGGGCACGUCUCACAGCCUGGCGUGGACGGCUCUGCCCAGAGACAGGCAAGUGGUGGCUUGGCACAGGCCGUACUGCGUGGACCUUGAAGAGAGCACCUUCUCUCACCUGCGCUCCUUCCUCGAGCGUUACUGUGACGGCAUCAACAGUGAAGUUCCUCCUCUCCCGUUCCCCUCGUCCAGGGAGCAUCAUAACUUCCUCAAGCUGUGCCUUCGGCUUCUGUCCAAUCACCUGGCUCUGGCCCUGGCAGGGGGCGUCGCCACCAGUAUCUUAGGCCGUCAGGCCAGGCCUCUGAGGAACCUUCUGUUCAGACUGAUGGACUCGUCCGUGCCAGACGAGAUCCAGGAGGCGGUGAUCGAGACUCUGUCCGUGGGGGCGACGAUGCUGCUGCCUCCACUCAGAGAGAGGAUGGAGCUCCUCCACUCUCUGCUGCCUCAGGGCCCCGACCGAUGGGAGAGUCUCUCCAAAGGACAGCGGAUGCAGCUGGACAUCAUCCUGACCAGCCUGCAGGACCACACCCACGUGGCCUCGCUCCUCGGGUACAGCUUGCCAGCUGACGGCCCCGAGGUUCUUACAUCUGGUCCUGGUUUUACAGCGCCAACUGACCCGACAUACGGCGCCACGACGGGCCACCCCGACACCCACCUGGCUGAGAUCCUGAUGAAGACGCUGCUCAGGAACCUGGGUUUCUACACGGAUCAGGCGUUCGGGGAGCUGGAGAAGAACAGCGAUAAGCUGCAGCAGGGCAUGUCCUCGUCUGACAGCAGCCAACCGGCUCACCUCCACCAGCUCCUGUGCUCCCUGCAGAAACAGCUGUUAGCAUACUGCCACAUCAACUCGGUGACUGAGAACUCGAGCAGCGUGGCCCUGCUGCACAAACAUCUGCAGCUCCUGCUGCCUCACGCCACAGACAUCUUCUCCCGCUCAUCCACUCUGAUCAAAGAGAGCUCAUGGAACGGCAGCAUACGAGAGAAGCUGCAAGAUGUGAUCUACGUGUCGGCCGCAGGCAGCAUGCUGUGUCAGAUCAUCAACUCGCUGCUGCUGCUUCCUGUGUCGGUGGCGAGGCCUCUGCUGAGUCACCUGCUGGACCUGCUGCCUCCUCUGGACCGCCUCAACCGCCUGCUGCCUGCUGCCGCCCCGCUGGAGGACCAGGAGCUGCAGUGGCCUCUGCACGGUACGUCAGACUUCGCCGAGCCGGCCUCGGGCAUGUCCCUGCCUCCGCCGGCUCUGUCCUGGGUGUGGCUUGUGGAUCUGGAGAGGACGGUCGCUCUGCUGGUCGGCCGUUGCCUCGGCGGCAUGUUGCAGGGAGCGCCGACCUCUCUUGAGGAACAGGACACAGCUUACUGGCUUAAGACGCCCCUCUUCAGCAACGGACUGGAGAUGGAAAUCCCACAGCUGGACACCUGCAUCAGCUCGUUACUGGAGGCCGCUCUUUCCGGGAACGAGGAGCAGAAGCCGUUUGAUUGCACGCUGCGUCCUGACCUCAGCAUGUUGGUGGAUCUGGCUCUGGGUUCCACUAAAGAACCCGCCAACAGUCUGUGGAUCAACAUGCAGGACUACGCCAUCAGCAAAGACUGGGACAACGCGUCUCUCAGUAACGAGUCCCUGCUAGACACCGUGUCCAGGUUUGUGUUGGCGGCUUUACUGAAGCACACCGGGCUGCUGGGACAAGGCUGUGGAGAGGGAAGGUACCAGCCGUCUAAAUCCCUCGCUGAAGUUUACCGCAGCGUUUAUAAGGUGAGGAACCGCCUGCUGGCCUGUAAGAACAUGGAUUUCAUCCAGACCAGAUCCUCGUCGCGUGAGCGGAGGAUUUCAGACAAUCAGGACUCUCUGGACAUGGACCCUCAGGAGCACUCGUUCACACGCACCAUCGACGAGGAGGCGGAGCUAGAGGAGCGAGCCAACCGCGAGAGAGAGGAGGGGCAUCAGGAGCAAGACGAUGAAGAGGAGGACAGGGAGCACGAGGUCAUGACGGCAGGAAAAAUCUUUCAAUGUUUCCUCUCAGCGCGGGAGGUCGCUCGGAGCCGGGACAGAGAGCGAGCCAGCAGCAGCACCGGGCUGGGGUCCGGCUCUGUUUCCAGGAGCGUUGGAGGAGGAGGAGGAGGCGGCGGAGGAGAGGACGACUCCGUUCUGUCUCAGGAGGGGAGGAGGGGCAGUACGGGUCUCACGGAGGGGCAGGACCUGUACACGGCCGCCUGUAACUCUGUGAUCCACCGCUGUGCCCUGCUGCUGCUCGGGGUGAGCCCGGUGCUGGGAGAGCUGUGCAAACAGAACCAGGAGGAGGGCCAGACCCAGUCCACCUCAGGAACACAGGAGUGUCUGAGCUUCAUGACCAGGAGUGAGAGUCUGAGCGCGGAGAGCCGCUCCGUUCAGAGCAGCCCGAGCUACAGACUGAUGAAGUCCAGGAGCGAGUCUGACCUGUCCCAGCCCGAGUCAGACGAGGAGGGAUACACUCUGAGCGGAAGGAGGAACGUCGACCUGGACUUGGCCUUCUCUCACAAAAAGAGAGGUUUCCUCCACAGCUCUCCAGACUCCCUGGCUGAGUCCUGGUUCAGGGCCAAGCUGAGCCGGCAGCGCAGCUACAGCUCGGCCCACUCCUACGAGGAGUCGGACCUGGACCUGAGCCGCUCGCUGGGCAUCCACGCUCUCAUCGACAACAUGGUCAGCUUCAUCAGCGGGGACGUGGGACUCGCUCCGGCCUUCAAGGAGCCAGAGGAGAGUAUGUCCACCAGCCCGCAGGCCACCAUCCUGGCCAUGGAGCAGCAGCAGAGACGGGCCGAGCUGCGGUUGGAGGCGCUCCAUCAGAUCGUGGUGUUGAUCUCUGGCAUGGAGGAGAAGGGCAGCCAGCCCGGGAGCGCCGAUCGAUCCAGCGGUGCCUUCCAGUCGUCCUCGCUGCUCACCUCCGUCAGGCUGCAGUUCCUCGCCGGUUGUUUUGGCCUCGGCACGGUGGGCACGGGGGCGCUGAAGAGAGAGAGCGUGCAGCUGCAUCACUACCAGGAUGGCGUGAAAGCGGCGAAACGGAGCAUCCAGAUGGAAAUCCAGACCGCCGUCCACAAGAUCUACCAGCAGCUGUCUGUGACUCUGGAGAGGGCGCUGCAGGCCAACAAGCACCACAUAGAAGCUCAGCAGCGCCUCCUGCUGGUGACGGUGUUCGCUCUGAGUGUCAGGUACCAGCCCGUGGACGUGUCCCUGGCCAUAUCCAGCGGGCUGCUCAACGUCCUGUCGCAGCUCUGCGGCACGGAGACGAUGUUGGGACAGCCGCUCCAGCUGCUGCAGAAGCCCGGAGUGUCUCAGCUCAGCACCGCCCUCAAAGUGGCGUCCACCCGCCUGCUGCAGAUACUCGCCAUCAGCACAGGCACGUAUGCAGACAAGCUGAGUCCGAAGGUGGUGCAGUCGCUGCUCGACCUGCUCUGCAGUCAGCUGAAGAACCUGCUGUCUCAGGCGGGCGUCAGUCUGCUCGCUGCAGGAAAAGACCCCGAAGACAACAAACAGGAGGACGCCGCGGACUCUGAGAAGAAAGACUUCAGAGCUCUGAUCCGUAAGCAGCACACCGCCGAGCUUCACCUCGGAGACUUCCUCGUCUUCCUCAGGAGAGUCGUGUCCUCUAAGGCCAUCCAGUCCAAGAUGGCGUCCCCGAAAUGGACCGAAGUGCUGCUCAACAUCGCCGCACAGAAAUGCUGCUCGGGGGUCCCUCUAGUGGGGAACCUGAGAACUCGUCUCCUGGCUCUCCACGUUCUGGAGGCCGUCCUGCCCGCCUGUGAGGCCAACAUGGAGGACGACCAGGUGACACAGGUGGUCGAGCGGCUCUUCGCCCUGCUCUCUGACUGCAUGUGGGAGGCUCCCAUCGCUCAGGCCAAACACUCCAUCCAGAUUAAAGAAAAGGUUCAGGAGCUCAAACUCCAGGGAGAGGCAGAGGAGGAGGACGAGAACCUCCCCAUACAGGAAGUGUCGUUUGACCCGGAGAAGGCUCAGUGCUGCGUGGUGGAGAACGGACAGGGUCUGACUCAUGGCAGUGGGGGGAAAGGUUACGGCCUGGCCUCCACGGGGAUCUCCUCUGGAUGCUACCAGUGGAAGUUCUACAUUGUGAAGGAGAAUCGAGGGAACGAGGGAACGUGUGUCGGCGUUUCUCGAUGGCCCGUGCACGACUUCAACCACCGCACCACGUCUGACAUGUGGUUAUACCGAGCGUACAGCGGGAACCUUUAUCACAACGGGGAGCAGACGCUGACACUCAGCAGCUUCACUCAGGGAGAUUUCAUCACCUGCGUCCUCGACAUGGAGGCCAGAACCAUCUCCUUCGGCAAGAAUGGAGAGGAGCCAAAAUUAGCGUUCGAGGAUGUAGAUGCUACAGAGCUGUAUCCCUGUGUGAUGUUCUACAGCAGCAACCCAGGAGAGAAGGUGAAGAUCUGCGACAUGCAGAUGAGAGGAACGCCUCGAGACCUCCUCCCAGGUGACCCCGUCUGCAGCCCGAUGGCCACCGUCCUGGCCGAGGCCACCACGCAGCUGAUCCGGAUCUUACACCGCACAGACCACUGGACCCAUCGCAUCAACAAGACCAUGAUCGAGCGGCUCCACAAGAUCAAGCCCUGCUUCAGAGAGUCAGCCAGUGCAGCGGGCGGCGGCGGUGGUCAGAGGCUGAAGAAGAGCCGCUCAGUGCAGAGCCGCGAGGAGCACGACGCCCAGAGAGAGAGCCAGGACACGCCCACUAGGACGGAGGAGGAGCGCGGACGCCACGGACGGCAGCACGGUCUUGGGGAGCUGUCGGAGCACCACCUGAGGACGCUCUGCACGGAGGUGUGGCCGGUCCUGAGCAUCAUCGGCGGGGCGGAUGCAGGUCUGCGCGUCGGCGGACGAUGUGUGCACAAACAGACCGGGAGGCACGCCACUCUGCUGGGCGUGGUGAAGGAAGGAAGCACGUCCGCCAAGGUGCAGUGGGACGAAGCCGAGAUCACCAUCAGCUUCCCAACUUUCUGGUCGCCUAGUGACACUCCGCUCUACAACCUGGAGCCCUGCGAGCCGCUGCCCUUUGACGUGGCGCGUUUCCGUGGCCUCACCGCCUCGCUGCUGUUGGACCUCACCUACCUCACCAGCAUCCACGAGGAUACCGCCGCCAAGCUCAGCGCACGCCGCCACGAGAAGAAGCAUCGCAACGCGGCGUCCACCGGGCACGAGCCGACCGCUAACGAAGACAAAGCAGAGAACGAGGGGCACAACCGCAGUGACCAAAAGGACACCGAAGCGUCUUCUGGAGCGAGCCCCAUCACCUCCGACCUCCGGGUGUCCCACAGUCUGGAGGAGGUGAAAGCACACGUGGCCCCCAACUCAAAGUCAGAGAGCGAGAUCUCCUCCGUGGUCAGCGGAGGGAACGAGGCUCUUUUCGCCGCAGCCCCAAACACCCCGACCGAAGGGAACAGGAAGAAAGGUCACGACCACGCCGGCUCUCGCAGUCACGAGCACUCUCCAUCGUCCGUCGCCACGCAGUCAGAGAUCCACGCUGUGCAGCUGUCCUACCUUUACCUGGGCGCCAUGAAGACCCUGAGCGCCCUGCUGAGCUGCAGCAAGUACGCGGAGCUGCUGCUCAUUCCCAAGGUGUUACCUGACGCUGCUCCCAGUGGGCACAACGCCGAUCUCAACACCAGCUCCGGUGGGAGCACGUCGGCCACCUCGCCUGUGUGUCAGGAGGAGGUGGAGAUGAGGGCGGCUCUGCAGUUCCUCAUGCGACACAUGGUGAAGCGGGCGGUGAUGCGUUCCCCGAUCAAGCGGGCCCUGGGUCUGGCUGACCUGGAGAGGGCGCAGGCCAUGAUCUACAAGCUCGUGGUGAGCGGUCUGCUGGAGGAGCCGAGUGGAGGAAAAACCAAACCAGGUGUGAGGAGUGAACCAGAGGGGGAGGGGGAGGGUUUAGAGGGGGAGCAGUUGGCGCAGACCCCCAUCACCACCAGCCCCUCGGCCUCCAGCACCACCUCCUUCAUGAGCUCCUCUCUGGAGGACACCACCACCGCCACCACACCGGUCACAGACACAGAGACGGUCCCGGCGUCAGAGUCUCCGGGGGUCAUGCCCCUCAGCCUGCUCAGGCAAAUGUUCUCCAGCUACCCCACCACCACCCUGGUUCCCAGCCGUCGAGCUCAGACCCCCCCGGUGUCCUCUCUUCCCACCUCCCCCUCAGACGAGGUGGGGCGCCGGCAGAGUCUCACCUCCCCCGACUCCCAGCCCAACAGACAGCAGAACAGAACAGGAACCUCUCUGUCCGACCCGAGCAGCAGACUCUCCACGUCUCCUCCUCCUCCUGCCAUCGCUGUGCCGCUGUUAGAGAUGGGCUUCUCCCUCCGACAGAUCACUAAAGCUCUGGAAGCCACCGGUGCCCGCGGAGAAGCAGACGCUCAGAACAUCACGGUGCUCGCCAUGUGGAUGAUCGAACAUCCGGGCAACGAGGACGAGCACGACGAGCCUCACACCCGAGGAGGCGACGGCAGAGGAGUCGGAGGAGACGGGUCGGACUCGUCCUGUCCCGGUGCGAUGGCCUCUUCUGGAGGGAAAUCUGCGGACCGGAGCUCGUACCUGUGCUCACCUGGAGACAUCGCCAACGCCGACGCUUCAGAGAUGGAGGAGGGCUUCAGCGAGAGUCCUGAGGGUCUGGACCAGGACGCCGCGUCAGCCUCCAGCGGUGCCCCUCUCAGAGGACGAUCUGCUGCCGGUAGGAAACACCGCUUUGACCUCGCUGCUCGCACGCUGUUAGCCCGUGCUGCCGGUCUGUACCGCUCUGUGCAGGCCCACCACAGCCAGUCCCGGCGGGAGGUGUCGUCCCUCCAGCAGCAGCAGGACCCGGGCGCCCUCUACGACUUUAACCUGGACGAGGAGCUGGAGAUGGACCUGGACGAGGAGACCAUGGAGGCCAUGUUCGGACAGGACCUGGCCAGUGACACGGACAUUCUGGGAAUGUGGAUCCCGGAGGUACUGGACUGGCCAACAUGGCACGUCUGUGAGACAGACGACAGAGACGAGGUGGUGGUGUGCGAGCUGUGCGAGGCCAACGUGGCCAACUUCAACCAGCACAUGAAGAAGAGCCACCCCGGCUGCGGGCGCAGCGCCAACCGGCAGGGUUACCGCAGCAACGGCUCGUACGUGGACGGCUGGUUCGGCGGCGAGUGUGGGAGUGGAAACCCGUACUACCUGCUGUGUGGCGCCUGCAGAGAGAAAUACCUGGCUAUCAAAAGCAAAGCCAAAGUCCCCAUCGUGGAGAGGUAUAAAGGGCAAGCUCCGGACCUCCUCGGGAAGCAGGACAGUGUCUAUGAAGAGGACUGGGACAUGCUGGAUGUGGAUGAGGAUGAGAAGCUGACGGGGGAGGAGGAGUUUGAACUUUUGUCCGGUCCGUUGGGUCUCACUGAGCGAAGGAUCGUACCCGAGGCGGUUCAGUUCCCCGAUAGCGACCCGCUGGGAGCCUCCGUUGCCAUGGUGACGGCCACAAACAGCAUGGAGGAGACGCUGCUGCAGAUCGGCUGUCAGACGUCGGUGGAUAAGAGUUCCUCGGGCAGGGUGACCCUCGGCGAGCAGGCGGCGGCCCUGCACAACCCUCACGACCGCGUGAUGGCUCUGAGGAGGGUGACGGCUGCGGCUCAGGUGCUGCUGGCCAGAACGAUGGUGAUGAGAGCGCUGUCCCUGCUGUCCGUCAGCGGCUCGAGCUGCAGCCUUGCAGCCGGUCUGGAGUCUCUGGGUCUGACCGACAUCAGGACUCUGGUCAGGCUGAUGUGUUUGGCGGCUGCAGGUCGCGCCGGUCUCUCCACCAGUCCCACAGCCGGCUCCGGACACUGCGAGAGACCAAGAGGGGCCGCCAAGGCCAGCAAACCCAUCUCCUGUCUGGCUUACCUCAGCACCGCUGUGGGCUGCUUGGCCUCAAACAGUCCCAACGCCGCCAAGCUGCUGGUGCAGCUCUGCACUCAGAACUUGAUCUCUGCCGCCACCGGCAUGAAUCUGACCACAGUGGACGACCCCAUCCAGAGGAAGUUCCUGCCGAGCUUCCUGCGCGGCGUGGCCGAGGAGAACAAGCUCGUCACGUCCCCUAACUUCGUGGUGACUCAGGCGCUGGUGGCGCUGCUGGCCGAUAAAGGAGCCAGACUCAGACCUGCUUAUGACAAGGCCGACAUGGAGAAAAGAGGUCUAAUUGCGCAUUUGUAUGCCCAUCCUUCCCAUAAUCCCUCCGCUGUAGGGCCUCUGGAGCUGGCCAACGCUCUGGCGGCCUGCUGCCUGUCCUCCAGGCUGUCCUCUCAGCACCGCCAGUGGGCUGCCCAGCAGCUGGUCCGCACGCUGGCCGCGCACGACCGCGACAACAACCAGAGCCGGCCGCAGACCUUUGCCGACAUGGCGGGGGAUCUGCGGAAGUGCUCCUUCAUCAAACUGGAGGCUCAUCAGAGCAGGGUCAUCACCUGUGGUUGGUGCAGUAAGAGAGGCCUGUUGGCGACCAGCGGGAACGAUGGGACGGUCAGAGUGUGGAAUGUAACAAAGAACCAGUACAGCCUCCAGCAGACCUGCAUCUUCAACAAGGACGAUGGUUCAGAGGAGGGGAUGUCCGGUUUGGGGUCUCCCAGCGACCCCUGCAUGUCUCCUCUGGCGUGGAGUGUCACUGGGAAAUAUCUCGCCUCCGCCAUGGAGAAAAUGGUCAACAUCUGGCAGGUUAACGGCGGUAAAGGUCUCCUGGACGUGCAGCCUCACUGGGUGUCGGCGUUGGCCUGGCCCAAAGAGGAGGCGGAGUCGCUGUGGUGCGGUGAACCCAAAGACAUGCUGCUGGUGGGACGGAUGGACGGAUCCCUGGGCCUCAUCGAGGUGCUUGACUCCUGCAGCAUGCACCGCACCGAGCUGGAGCACUGCUACAGGAAAGACGUGGCCGUGAUGCACAUAGCGUGGUACAGCGAAGACAAGCCUUUCGCUGUCGGCUACGCAGACGGAAAGCUCCUGAUAGGAACCAAAGAGCCUUUGGAGAAAGGCGCCAUCGUCGUCAUCGAUGCACACAAAGAGUCGAUCAGCAGUAUGAAGUGGAGUCCGAACGGUCAGAUCCUGCUCACCUGUGCCAAAGAGGAGACGGUGAAGCUGUGGGCCAGUCCGGACUCUCGCUCCGGCUCGGAUUCAGGCUCCGGCUGGCGCUGCCUGCAGAUUCUCAGACACCCGUCGCUGGUGAACGGCGUGGCCUGGUGCAGCCUGCAGGGACGAGCCCCAAAGCCCCUCAACAUGCUAGCCAUAUGCUGUCAGAACGGCCUCGUGUCAGUCUGGACUGUUCCUCAAGACAUCUCCAACUUCCCAGAAUCCUCCCCUUCGGACUCAGAGGGAUGGUGGGAGCAUGAAGCCAAACCAAAGUUCAUGUCCUCCCGUCGGUCAGGAAAAGGAGCGACGUGUGUUUUCCAGCUGAAGGGCCACAUCACUCCGGUCAGGACGCUCGCCUUCAGCCCCGACGGUCUGGCUCUGGCAUCCGGAGGAGUGGGAGGCCUCAUGAACAUCUGGUCUCUGAGGGAUGGCUCAGUGCUGCAGACAGUAGUCGCCGGUUCAGGUGCGAUCCAGAACAUCGUCUGGAUUCCAGAUGUGGGCGUGGCCGUCUGCUCGAACAGGUCAAAGGACGUGCUGGUUGUGAACUGCUCCAAAGAGUUCAUGUCGUCUCACCACGUGCUGGCCACAUGCCGCACAGCGCUCAAGAAGCAGGGCGUGGUCGGCCUCAACAUGGCGCCCUGCAUGAGGGCCUUCCUGGAGAGACUUCCUGUCAUGCUGCAGGAGCAGUAUGCCUACGAGAAGCCUCACGUGGUGUGCGGCGAGCAGCUGGUCCACAGUCCCUACAUGCAGUGUCUGGCCUCCCUGGCUGUUGGUCUCCACCUGGACCAUCUCCUGUGUCGGCCCCCUGUGCCCCCUCCCCUCCGUCACUGCCCUCUGGAGUCCGGCACGGCCGUGUGGUGUGCGAGCGAGUGGGCGUGGCUCGACUGCUUCUCCACCACGGUGAAGGCGGCGGAGGCUCUGGCUCGAGGGGCGACCUUCCCCGAGUCGUUCUCCGUCCCCGACCUGGAGCCGGUGCCCAAAGACGAGCUGGCUCUGCUCAUGGACAACAGUAAAUGGGGCUCCGGUAUGGACGAGCAGAUCAUGUCCUGGGCGACCUCCAGACCAGAGGACUGGCACCUCGGGGGGAAGUGUGACGUGUACCUGUGGGGAGCAGGUCGACACGGACAGCUGGCGGAGGCGGGCAGAAACAUCCUGGUGCCAACGACAGCGCCGUCCUUCUCUCAGGCUCAGCAGGUCGUGUGCGGUCAGAACUGCACCUUCGUCAUCCAGCCGAACGGGACGGUGUUGGCCUGCGGGGAGGGAAGCUACGGGCGCCUGGGUCAGGGAAACUCUGACGACCUGCACAUCCUCACCGUCAUCUCAGCUCUGCAAGGUUUCGUUGUGACUCAGCUGGUGACGUCCUGCGGCAGCGACGGUCACUCCAUGGCUCUGACGGAGAGCGGCGAGGUGUUCAGCUGGGGCGACGGCGACUACGGUAAACUGGGCCACGGGAACAGCGACCGCCAGCGGCGUCCGAGACAGAUCGAAGCCCUGCAGGGAGAGGAGGUGGUGCAGAUGUCGUGCGGCUUCAAACACUCGGCCGUGGUCACAGCUGAUGGAAAACUCUUCACGUUUGGAAACGGCGAUUACGGCAGGCUGGGGUUGGGAAACACCUCCAACAAGAAGCUUCCAGAGAAGGUCACCGCUCUGGAGGGAUACCAAGUCGGACAGGUGGCCUGUGGGCUGAACCACACGUUGGUCGUCUCUGCUGACGGGAUGAUGGUCUGGGCUUUUGGGGACGGAGACUACGGAAAACUGGGACUCGGAAACUCCACAGCCAAGUCCUCUCCUCAGAAAGUGGACGUCCUGUGUGGAAUCGGCAUCAAUAAAGUCGCCUGUGGAACUCAGUUCUCUGUGGCUUUAACCAAAGACGGGAAAGUUUACACGUUCGGACAAGACCGCCUCAUCGGCCUCCCUGAGGGCCGAGCCAGGAACCACAACCGGCCUCAGCAGGUCCCGGCUCUGUCGGGGGUCCACAUCCAGGACGUGGCUGUGGGAGCUGAACACACUCUGGUUCUCUCUGCCAACGGAGACGUUUACACCUGGGGCAGCAACUCAGAGGGACAGCUCGGCCUGGGUCACACCAACCACGUCAGAGAGCCCACAGUGGUGACGGUGAUGCAGGGCAAAAACAUCCACCAGAUCUCUGCAGGACGCUGCCACAGUGCUGCCUGGACCGCCCCGUCUGUGCCGCCCCGAGCCCCAGGCUCGUCAGUUCCUCUCCAGCUCGGCCUCCCGGUGGCGGUUCCUCCUCAGUACAGCGGGCUGAAGGAGGUGAGCAUCGAGGCGGUGAGGGCUCGCCUUCGACUCCUCUACCACUUCUCCGACCUGAUGUACUCGUCGUGGAGACUGCUCAACCUGAGCCCCAACAACCAGAGCUGCACGUCCCAUUACAACGCCGGCACCUGGGGGAUCGUCCAGGGCCAGCUGAGGCCCCUGUUGGCGCCCAGAGUUUACACGCUGCCCAUGGUGCGCUCCAUCGGAAAGACGAUGGUGCAGGGGAAGAACUACGGCCCGCAGAUCACCGUCAAACGGAUCUCCACACGGGGACGGAAGUGCAAACCGAUCUUUGUGCAGAUCGCUCGUCAGGUGGUGAAGCUGAACGCCUCGGACCUCCGCCUGCCCUCCAGGGCCUGGAAGGUCAAGCUGGUGGGAGAGGGCGCCGAUGAUGCUGGCGGGGUCUUUGAUGACACCAUCACAGAGAUGUGUCAGGAGUUGGAGACCGGGGUGGUCGACCUGCUCAUCCCCUCGCCCAACGCCACGGCCGAGGUCGGCUACAACAGAGACAGGUUCCUCCUGAACCCGUCCUCCUGCAUGGACGAGCACAUGCUGCAGUUUAAGUUCCUGGGCAUCCUGAUGGGCGUGGCCAUCCGCACCAAGAAGCCCCUGGACCUGCACCUGGCCCCCCUGGUGUGGAAACAGCUGUGCUGCAUCCCCCUGCUGCUGGAGGACCUGGAGGAGGUGGACCUGCUGUACGUGCAGACGCUCAAAAGCAUUCUUCACAUUGAAGACAGCGGCAUCACCGAGGAUAAUUUCCAUGAGAUGAUUCCUCUGGAUUCGUUUGUCGGGCAGAGUGCGGACGGAAAGAUGGUUCCCAUCAUCCCCGGAGGAAACAGCAUCCCUCUGACGUUCUCCAACAGGAAGGAGUACGUGGAGAGAGCCAUCGAGUACCGGCUGCACGAGAUCGACCGCCAGGUGGCGGCGGUGCGUGAGGGCAUGUCGUGGAUCGUCCCCGUGCCGCUGCUCUCCCUGCUGACGGCGAAGCAGCUGGAGCAGAUGGUGUGCGGGAUGCCGGAGAUCUGCUGCGACGUGCUGAAGAAGGUGGUGCGCUACCGGGAGGUGGACGAGCAGCACGCGCUGGUUCAGUGGUUCUGGCAGACGCUGGAGGAGUUCUCCAACGAGGAGAGGGUCCUCUUCAUGCGCUUCGUCUCCGGACGCUCGAGGCUGCCCGCCAACACGGCCGACAUCUCGCAGAGGUUCCAGAUCAUGAAGGUGGACCGGCCGUACGACAGCCUCCCCACCUCUCAGACGUGUUUCUUCCAGCUGCGUCUGCCUCCGUACUCCAGUCAGGCCGUCAUGGCCGAGCGGCUGCGCUACGCCAUCAACAACUGCCGCUCCAUCGACAUGGACAACUACAUGCUGUCACGGAACGUGGACAACGCCGAGGGCUCCGACACGGACUACUGAGGCGGAGCUUCUCAUCACAACACACACACAGACGAGGGAACUGGUGACGGGCAGACAGGCCACUUUUUAAAUGAUUUUAUCUCCUUUCAGCACACGUUUCAUUUCUCCCCGUGGUUGAUUUUUAAACGACACAAAGAUCCACACGAGAAGGAGUGCAUUUAGCGUUUUUUUUUUUUUUUUCAUUACUCCACAUCCCAUUUUCAGGGUUUGUGCAUGGAGCUUUGUUUAUUUGUCUGAACUGUGUAUAGAAGAGAGUGAGUGGUGGGCGAGCUACAACAUUGUACAUUGUGUAAAAUGCUUCAUUAGGAAAAUGUUUUGCAUAAGAUCCAUAUUUAUUGUUUUCAUUGCCGAUGCCGAGUUUCCCAAAGCAGACAGAAAAAACAACAAUAAAUGCUGCAGAAGUC
This is a messenger RNA of Labrus mixtus (cuckoo wrasse), 15596 nucleotides long. RefSeq names its product HECT and RLD domain containing E3 ubiquitin protein ligase family member 1 (gene herc1). NCBI's taxonomy places the organism in Eukaryota, Metazoa, Chordata, Actinopteri, Labriformes, Labridae. The coding region runs from base 241 to 15192 and encodes 4983 amino acids. Gene Ontology annotation, molecular function: protein binding; ubiquitin-protein transferase activity. The transcript has 78 exons. The record is from RefSeq and is a predicted model, not a curated record.